Fusarium odoratissimum NRRL 54006 is the source of this 1622-nucleotide messenger RNA. RefSeq lists its product as uncharacterized. The record is from RefSeq and is a predicted model, not a curated record. The coding region runs from base 220 to 1470 and encodes 416 amino acids. The transcript has 4 exons. NCBI's taxonomy places the organism in Eukaryota, Fungi, Ascomycota, Sordariomycetes, Hypocreales, Nectriaceae. Gene Ontology annotation, molecular function: NADPH dehydrogenase activity; FMN binding.
GUACCAAGAGUCCAUGGGCAGUUGCAAUGGAAAGGUAAAAGUGAAACAAAAUGUACAAGGACAAAAUACAUCGGCUACUAAAGCUUCAGCAUCCAUAGCUGCUUGAGUGAUCAAAUCCAAGCGCAGUCAGACAGCUUUCAACCCUACCACCAGAUUCAAGGUUAUUGAUACCUCGUCAUUCUCUCUCUCCCGAUCUUUCUCCGCUACCCUUAGACAAAGAUGCCCAUCGCAGUUACACCGCCAGCGGCGCACGCCGCGCUGAAGGACACUGUCUUGUUCUCUCCCUUGAAGCUUGGCAAGCUCAACUUGAAGCACCGAAUUGUGCAGGCACCCAACACUCGCAUGCGAAGUGAAUUCGAGUCGCGUGGAGUUUAUGUCCCUGGCCCUCGUAUGGUGAAGUACUACAGCGAUCGCUCCAGUGAUGGCGGUCUUCAGAUCACUGAGGCGACCGACAUUGCCCUGAACGCUAGUGCUUACCCUGGUGUUCCUGGCGUCUUUACCGACUCCCAAUUACAGGGAUGGAAGAAGGUAACGGAUGCUGUCCAUGCCAAGGGCGGUUUUAUCUUCACUCAGCUGUGGCACACUGGACGGGCGUCUUGUAGUGCGCAGCGAGGUGGUGAGAGGGCUGUCUCCUCUGGUGAUCAGCCCAUGCCGGGUACAUAUCUGGAUGGCACUGAUACCAAGGAUGACCCGCCUCGAGCUUUGACAGUGGAAGAGAUCCAUAGCAUUACUGCCGAAUGGGCAGCUGCCGCCAAGCGAGCUGUUGAAGUUGCUGGGUUCGAUGGUAUUGAGAUUCAUGGUGCCAAUGGCUAUCUUCUUGAGCAGUUCCUUCACGACAACAUCAACAACCGAACUGACGAAUAUGGUGGCUCUGUCGAGAACCGAUGCAGAUUCCUCCUCGAGGUCCUCACUGCAUGCUGUGAUGCUAUCGGUGCUGACAAGGUCGGCCUUCGACUGUCGCCUUACAACUACUUCCAGGGCACUAAGGACAGUGACCCCAAUGCUCACUGGUCUUACCUCUGCGGCCAGAUCGCCAGUCUUCCAGACAACCACAAGCCUGUUUAUGUGCAUAUGAUUGAGCCCCGUUUCGACGAAGUUCUCGACGAGCAACAAAAGCUCGCUGCACUUGCCAAUGGCAGCAGUAAAGAUGGCGCUGCUGUUGAAGUUGGCAAGCAGGCAAACUCGCUCAACAUAUUCCGCAACAUCCUCAAACCUUCUGGAGUUGUAUUUUUGGCUUGCGGAAACUUCAACCGGGAUAACGCUCCUACCAAGAUUAAGAGUCAUGAGGCUGAUUUGGUUGCCAUGGGUCGACACUUUAUUGCCAAUCCCGACUUGGCUGAGAGAUUACAAAAUGGCUGGCCCCUCAACGCCUAUGACCGCAACACAUUUUACGGCGCUGAUCCUCCGGAGAAGGGUUACAAUGAUUAUCCUUUUUACAACCCUUCACAAGAGGUGAAGACUGAAGCGUGAACUGGGAGUCUAGCAGCGGAAGACGGUAUUAUAGACUACAUAUUGGUAUGGGUUUGCUUAGGCAUAGCUGAAUAAAUACUUGACCAAAUGACUUUAACAAUAUUGAAAGUGAUAAAGUAAAGCUCAUCUAUCUGAGUGUUUGCUGGUCGUAC